CGACUUACACAGGACUCAUAAAGGCCCUGCUGUGAGAGCUAACUUAGUCUCUUCCUCUUUCUUUAAAUUUCAUCUCCCAACAGAUUUCACUCCUUCCGAAAAAAUGCGUGAGUGUAUCUCAGUCCACGUUGGUCAGGCUGGAGUCCAGAUUGGCAACGCCUGCUGGGAGCUUUACUGCCUGGAGCAUGGGAUCCAGCCGGACGGACAGAUGCCCAGUGACAAAACAAUUGGAGGAGGAGACGAUUCCUUCAACACCUUCUUCAGUGAAACUGGAGCCGGAAAGCACGUCCCCAGGGCUGUUUUUGUCGAUCUGGAGCCCACAGUCAUCGAUGAGGUACGCAGUGGGACCUACCGCCAGCUCUUCCACCCUGAGCAGCUGAUCACUGGCAAGGAGGAUGCUGCCAACAACUACGCCCGAGGACACUACACCAUCGGCAAAGAGAUCAUUGACCUGGUGCUGGACAGGAUCCGCAAACUGGUGGGUGACUUCAUAUCAGGAAGAAAUAAUUGUGUUAAAGAUCAUUAUGUAUCAUAUUUAAUCAUGUCUCUUCCUCUCUGUCCUCAGUCUGACCAGUGCACAGGCCUUCAGGGUUUCCUGGUGUUCCACAGCUUCGGAGGUGGCACCGGCUCUGGUUUCACCUCCCUGCUGAUGGAGCGUCUGUCUGUCGACUACGGCAAGAAGUCCAAACUGGAGUUUUCCAUCUACCCCGCUCCUCAGGUGUCCACCGCUGUGGUGGAGCCCUACAACUCCAUCCUGACCACCCACACCACCCUGGAGCACUCUGACUGUGCCUUCAUGGUAGAUAACGAGGCCAUCUACGAUAUCUGCCGUAGGAACCUCGAUAUUGAGCGUCCUACCUACACCAACCUGAACAGGUUGAUCAGUCAGAUUGUGUCCUCCAUCACUGCUUCCCUUCGUUUCGAUGGUGCCCUCAAUGUUGAUCUGACUGAGUUCCAGACCAACUUGGUGCCAUAUCCCCGUAUCCACUUCCCUCUGGCCACCUACGCCCCCGUCAUCUCAGCUGAGAAGGCUUACCAUGAGCAGUUAACAGUAUCUGAGAUCACAAACGCUUGCUUUGAGCCAGCCAAUCAAUUGGUGAAAUGCGACCCUCGCCACGGCAAGUACAUGGCUUGCUGCCUUCUGUUCCGUGGUGAUGUGGUUCCCAAAGAUGUGAAUGCUGCCAUUGCCGCCAUUAAAACCAAGCGCUCCAUCCAGUUUGUGGACUGGUGUCCCACUGGUUUCAAGGUUGGCAUCAACUACCAGCCUCCCACCGUGGUUCCCGGUGGAGAUCUGGCCAAGGUCCAGAGGGCUGUGUGCAUGCUGAGCAACACCACUGCUAUUGCAGAGGCCUGGGCUCGGCUUGACCACAAGUUUGACCUGAUGUACGCUAAGCGUGCCUUUGUUCACUGGUAUGUGGGUGAGGGUAUGGAGGAGGGAGAGUUCUCUGAGGCCAGAGAGGACAUGGCAGCUCUGGAGAAGGAUUACGAGGAGGUUGGAGCAGAUACUUUGGGAGAUGAAGAUGAAGGAGAAGAGUAUUAAACAGGCAUACAUUCCUUAAUAUUGUCAAAGCUUUGCCUUUUGUCAAAAUAAAGUUGUCAAUUGUCUAAUUGAAA
Messenger RNA from Scomber scombrus (Atlantic mackerel), 1614 nucleotides. RefSeq names its product tubulin alpha-1C chain-like. Lineage: Eukaryota; Metazoa; Chordata; Actinopteri; Scombriformes; Scombridae. The transcript has 4 exons. Gene Ontology annotation, molecular function: GTP binding; structural constituent of cytoskeleton. The record is from RefSeq and is a predicted model, not a curated record. Gene Ontology annotation, biological process: mitotic cell cycle; microtubule cytoskeleton organization. Gene Ontology annotation, cellular component: cytoplasm; microtubule. Bases 104 to 1540 code for a protein of 478 amino acids.